AUGUCUACAGUUUUGAACGUCGGUAUCGUUGGUACAGGUAUUUUUGCCAGAGACAGACAUCUUCCCUCUUACCAGGAGAUGCCCUCUGAAUUUAAAGUUGUUGCAGCUUUCAAUAGAACCAAGAGCAAGGCAUUGGAUUUUGCGAAAGUUGCUGGAGUGUCGGAGGAUAAGGUUUAUGAUGAUUUAGAUGGUAUAUUGAAUGAUAAAGAUGUCUCUUAUGUCGAUGCUCUAUUGCCGGCGCAAUUCAAUUUAGCUACUGCUCAGAAAGCUAUUGCUGCUGGUAAGCCAAUCCUAAUGGAAAAGCCUAUUGCUGCUACUAUGGAACAAGCUCGUGGACUUGUGAAGCUUUCCGAUUCUACCGAUUUGCCAAUCGGUAUUGCUGAGAACUGGUUGUAUCUCAGUGUCAUUGACAUUGCAAAGAAACACCUUGCUAGAAUUGGACCAAUUGUUGGCUUUACACAUAAUUCCACUGGUCCAUUUGUUACGCAAAAUAAGUACCUGGCUACUACCUGGAGAAAAACUCCCGAGCACAUUGGUGGGUUCCUGUCGGAUGGUGGUGUUCAUCAAUUGGCUCUUGUAACAGAUCUAGUCGGUAACUUUGAUACUGUCUCUGCCCAAACUAAGCAAGUUCGUAAAGAAUCUGGUACUGAUGACAUUGUUUUCUCCACUGUCAAGAUUGUUGACAGCGAUGUCAUUGGUACUUUCACCUACGGUUCUGCAUUUGGCGCCACAGAUAAGUCGGUUUACUUGAAAAUCUAUGGAUUGAACGGUUCCGUUUUAAUCCAGCUAUCUGACAGGAAGAAACCAUACGUGAGGGUUCAAGUCGGUGGUUCUGCAGAGACUGCUGGAAAAGAAGAGAUUUAUCCCGUUGAGGCUGAGGACUCAUUUGGUGUUAACGAGGAGUUCAAGAGCUUUCACGAAGCAGUUUCCAACAAGGACAAGUCUUUAUACAAGGGUAGUCCAAGAGUUGCCUUCCAUCACCUUGCCUGCGUGGCCGCUUUUUUGGAAUCUUCUUCUAAGAGCGGUGACAAUGUCAAAGUUGAAAGAAUAUAA
Molecule: messenger RNA, 1053 nt
Organism: Torulaspora delbrueckii
Lineage: Eukaryota; Fungi; Ascomycota; Saccharomycetes; Saccharomycetales; Saccharomycetaceae
Exons: 1
Coding region: 1-1053 (350 amino acids)
Biological process (GO): NADPH regeneration
Cellular component (GO): cytoplasm
Molecular function (GO): nucleotide binding; oxidoreductase activity
Source: RefSeq, a predicted model, not a curated record